UUUCCUCUCUUACACUGCGUGUGUGGUUGAGUGACAGGUCGAACAACACCUAUAGGACAAACAUGUCGCAGUACUCUGGAAAGAUCACCUUCUAUGAGGGGAAGUGCUUCACCGGCAGGAAGCUGGAGGUCAGAGGUGACUGUGAUAACUUUCAGGACCGUGGCUUCAUGAACAGGGUGAACUCCAUCCGCGUGGAAAGCGGCGCCUGGAUCUGCUACGAUCAUCCCGACUUUAAGGGUCAGCAGUACAUCCUGGAGCACGGAGAAUACCCAGAAUUCCAGAGGUGGAACUCCCACAAUGACCACAUGGGCUCCUGCAAGCCUAUCCGCAUGCACGGUGAACAUUAUCGCAUCGAGCUGUUUGAGGGCGGUAACUUCUCGGGUCAGUGCGUGGAGAUGUGCGACGACUGUCCUUUCCUGCAGAGCCGCGGCUUCUCCAAGAACUGCAUCAACUCUGUCAAGGUGUACGGAGACGGAGCCUGGGUGAUGUACGAGGAGCCAAACUUCCGCGGCCGCAUGUACGUGGUGGAGCGCGGUCACUACUGCAGCCACAACGAGUGGCAGGCCCAGAACCCCAACAUCCAGUCCAUCCGCAGAGUCGCCAACUACUUCUGAGGCCCCGCCUCUUAGACUCAUCAGACCCCGCCCCCCUCUGCUCUGACCCCUCCCACCACUGUCAUCAUGUACCUUUAAUGAACUCCAGGAGAAUAAAAGAAAACAGGUUUUUUUACCAAA
Molecule: messenger RNA, 734 nt
Organism: Solea senegalensis (Senegalese sole)
Lineage: Eukaryota; Metazoa; Chordata; Actinopteri; Pleuronectiformes; Soleidae
Product: gamma-crystallin N-B
Exons: 5
Coding region: 63-614 (183 amino acids)
Biological process (GO): visual perception; lens development in camera-type eye
Molecular function (GO): structural constituent of eye lens
Source: RefSeq, a predicted model, not a curated record